AUGGACGCCCUGAGAGUGGCCGGACACCUCAGUGCGACUCCCCGAAAUGCAAGUAGCAUGCUGGUCCGCCUGCUGGGCACCGGAACUCCAGCCACGGUGUCUCCGAACGAUGUCCUCAAGGGCGCGAAAGCAGUGUGUGCACCCCCGAAGAAAGGGAAGACAGCUUCCCUGCCGGCCUUCAGAAGGCUUGCCGCCGGUUCCAUCAUUCAACCGGCUUCAAACCUUGCUCUGGCGACGGGCUUUGGUUUCUUCAAAUGGGAUGCACACUGA
Fomitopsis serialis is the source of this 270-nucleotide messenger RNA. RefSeq lists its product as uncharacterized. The record is from RefSeq and is a predicted model, not a curated record. The transcript is spliced from 3 exons. The coding region runs from base 1 to 270 and encodes 89 amino acids. Lineage: Eukaryota; Fungi; Basidiomycota; Agaricomycetes; Polyporales; Fomitopsidaceae.